Trichoderma reesei QM6a is the source of this 1119-nucleotide messenger RNA. RefSeq lists its product as uncharacterized. The transcript has 2 exons. Bases 1 to 1119 code for a protein of 372 amino acids. Gene Ontology annotation, molecular function: fatty acyl-CoA hydrolase activity. Gene Ontology annotation, biological process: fatty acid catabolic process; acyl-CoA metabolic process. Gene Ontology annotation, cellular component: peroxisomal matrix. The record is from RefSeq and is a predicted model, not a curated record. NCBI's taxonomy places the organism in Eukaryota, Fungi, Ascomycota, Sordariomycetes, Hypocreales, Hypocreaceae.
AUGGGCGCCAACGGCAAUGACACACCCACCGAGUUCCGGCGCAAUGAUCUCUACGAGGCUCUGAAGCUAUCUCGGCUCCCCGACAAGCAAAACAGCUCUCAGGAUGGCGGCAAGAGAUUCAUGAGCCGUACGCCAGCGUGGAGGCCAGGCGACGAGUUACCCUGGAAGAGGACAAAGGACGAUUUUCCUCGUGGUGCUUUCGGGGGCCACGUCUAUGCCCAGGCCCCUUUGGCAGCGGCGAGAGCCGUGGAAGAGGAUGAAAAGGAGGCCGGUGGCAAUGGAAACGGUAAACUUGGCAUUCAUUCUAUUCAAGGCGUCUUCACCAAGCCUGGCGCGAUUGAUCGCCCAUUCAUCUAUCAAGUCACAAACGUCCACUCAACCCGUUCAUUCGCCACCAAGCUGGUUCAGGCACGACAGCCCACAGCACCAUCUAGAGUCCCUGCCGGCCCCUUUCCAGAGUCGGAUGCUGAUCAGCCGCUGGGCAGCGUCUGCUUCGCCUGUCUCACGACGUUCAAGCGUCCCGCGCCAUCACCGGCAGAUCACCAGAUGGAAGGAUCAGCUCAGGAACGCUACGCCGACAUUCUCUCUCAGCGGGCACCAGACGAGUGGGAUCCUAGCCCGCAACUCGACGUCGAUGCCAUCACGGCAAUGUUCCCCAAUGCCGGCCAUGGAGGAUUUCCCAUACUGGACAUGUACAAGGUCGAUAUGAAGGCCUACAACGCAAAGAGGGCGGUUCCCGAGCGGCGUGAGCUAAUUCUCUAUCGACUGCAUAAGCCGAUUCCUGAGGACGAUGCCAACGCGCACAUUGUGGCACACGCCUUUGAGGCGGACCGCAACGGGCUGAUCAUGCUGACCAACUCCCUCGGCUGGGGCUUCAAUCUCGGGACUGCGGCGAGCUUGUCAUAUUCGUUCUAUGUGCAUGUCAAUGCUGAUGAGGCAGUUAUGAAAGGCGAUGGGUGGUGGAUCCAGGAGGUCUGCUAUCCGAGAGUGUGUGCGGGCAGGGGGAUGAUGGAGAGCCGGAUAUGGAGUCCAGAGGGGAAGCAUGUGGCGAGCGGGUAUCAGGACGGCGUGGCUAUUCCGGCAGAACAGAAGGCGAAGACGACUAAGGAGAAGCUGUGA